Molecule: messenger RNA, 2068 nt
Organism: Austrofundulus limnaeus
Lineage: Eukaryota; Metazoa; Chordata; Actinopteri; Cyprinodontiformes; Rivulidae
Product: dimethylaniline monooxygenase [N-oxide-forming] 5
Exons: 11
Coding region: 138-1799 (553 amino acids)
Molecular function (GO): NADP binding; flavin adenine dinucleotide binding; N,N-dimethylaniline monooxygenase activity
Source: RefSeq, a predicted model, not a curated record
UCAUUUUUUUUCUUCAUUUGCAUUGAAUAGGGGUUUAUAAAUAAACGAAAAACAACUCUUUCUAUAAAAGGCCGUGUUCAGGUGAUGCUCGUCCAGCGAGCCGGAGAAUCAGCUCAUCUGGACUGUCGAGCUUCAUCAUGGUGCAGAAAGUAGCAGUGAUCGGGGCGGGACUCUCAGGUCUGACCAGCAUUAAGGCCUGUCUGGAUGAGGGCUUGGAGCCGACCUGCUUUGAAAGCAGUGAUGACAUGGGUGGACUGUGGAAGUUCAAGGAAGUAUCAGAGCCCAACAGGGCCAGCAUCUACCGCUCCCUUACCAUUAAUAUCUCUAAAGAGAUGAUGUGCUUCAGUGACUUCCCCAUCCCAGCUGAUUACCCCAACUACAUGCACCACUCUAAAAUCCUAAAAUACUUCAGGAUGUAUGCAGAUCACUUCAAGCUACUCCAACGCAUUCGUUUCCAGACCUCAGUGAAGAGCGUCACCCAGAGACCAGACUUUUCUCACACCGGUCAGUGGGAGGUGGUCACAGAGGAUAAAGAUGGACUAGAGGAGAGGCAUGUCUUCGAUGCAGUUAUCUGCUGCUCUGGUCACUACACCUAUCCUAACCUGCCAUUCAAAGACUUCCCAGGAAUCGAAACCUUUGAAGGAAAAUACCUGCACAGUUGGGACUAUAAAGGACCUGAGGACAUGUACGGGAAGAGGGUGGUGGUCAUCGGCAUUGGUAACUCCGGAGGGGACAUUGCCGUAGAGGGCAGCAGAUUUGCAGAGCAGGUGUAUUUGAGCACUCGUCGUGGUGCUUGGGUCAUCCGUCAGGUUUCUGAUAAUGGCAUUCCAGUGGACAUGAAGUACAACACGCGCUUCUUGCACAUCCUGUUCCAGCUGCUGCCCAUCAACUUCUUCAACUGGAUUGGGGAGCAUAAACUCAACUUCAUGUACGACCACACCAUGUAUGGCCUGAAACCUAAACACAGACUCUUCAGUCAGAUUCCGGUGAUCAACGAUGACUUGCCGUUUAAGAUCCUGUCAGGCUCGGUCAUCGUCAAACCAAACGUGAAGGAAAUCCGUGGCUCCACUGUAGAGUUCGAAGAUGGCACCACCGUCGAAAAGGUGGAUAUGAUUGUGUUUGCCACAGGGUACAACUACGGUUUCCCCUACUUAUCAAAUGAUGUUCUGUAUAAAUCCGGACACCGUGUAGGUUUAUACAAACAUGUUUUCCACCCAAAUUUGGAGCAUCCCACUUUGGCAGUUGUGGGUUUCAUUCAUUCCCUCGGAGCCAUCAUGACUCAAGCAGAGAUGCAGGCCCGCUGGGUGGCACGGGUCUAUAAAGGACACAAAAAGUUGCCCUCAAACCAGUCCAUGAUCAAGGCUGUGGAAAAAGACACCAAAGACAUGGAGAAAAACUACAUCGUGUCAAAGCUGACCCCCCUGCAGGUGGACUUUGUUUCUUAUAUGGACAGUUUAGCUGGAGAGAUUGGAGCACGGCCCAGUCUGCUCUGGCUCUUCUUCACAGACUACCCUCUGUUCAAGAGGGUCCUUUGGGGGCCUGUCACAGCUUUCCAGUACCGUUUAAUGGGACCAGGGAAAUGGGACGGGGCCCGAAGAGCAAUCUUCACUCAGUUUGACCGCAUGUACCAGCCCCUAAAAACAAGAAAGCUGCCUGAGCAAGAGCCUUCCAUUGCAGCUCGUCUUUUCAAGCUGAGCCUGGCCGUUCUGGCUGGAGGAGGCGCUAUUUACUACUUUCAAACACAUAAACCAGACGCCAUACCCAACCUGCUGUCCAAGCUUCGCCCACAAACUGUCUAAAUGAGCUGCAUGGGUCCCUUGAUGAGAAAAGAUCUCUGAAACAUACAAAAAAAAAAAAAACAGCACAUCUGCUUAUUCUUAAUCUGCCGAACAGUCCAGUUUGAUUUAAUCCUCUUUGUGUUGGAAUUCAGGGAACUCUUCCUGGGAUCACUGUAUGAACAGGUGAUUGAUUGAUGACAUGACAGCAGUAUCACUCACUCUUUAAGUUACGUGAACUCUUGUGAGAAACUGAGACUUCAAUAAAUAAAUAAAUGAAUAAAGACAUCAGA